Messenger RNA from Durusdinium trenchii, 1266 nucleotides. The record is from the annotation of a GenBank genome assembly. Lineage: Eukaryota; Dinophyceae; Suessiales; Symbiodiniaceae.
AUGCCUCCCAUGCACCUAGCCGCUCCAAUUGAAGCAGAGAGAAAGGAUGCUUUGGAUGUGGCCUCCGAUGAGGAGGACAUGCCUCCCCUGCACACAGCCGCUCCAGCUGAAGCAGAGGGAACUGACGGUUUGAAUGUGACCUUGGAAGAGGACAUGCCUCCCGUACACUCAGCUGCUGCAAGAUCUCAGAGAGCUCCGUUGCAUCAGAGUCCUGACAUGAAGGCCAGUGAAGUCCCGACUCAGAGCGCCAGUGAAGUCCCGGCUGUGAACCGUGCUUUCAAGGUUGGGGACCGAGUCCGCAUUUGCGGCUCUGCCAAGUGCAAGGUGUCUGCAAGCCAAGUCGGGCGGGUAAUGCCAUCGGACCUGACAUUGGGUGACCGCAUCCUGGUUGAACUUGAGCAUGGAGAUAGGCUUUCGUUUAAACCAGAAGACCUGGAACAUAUCGUCGAGUCCAAGCCGAAAGAUGACUUGGAUGACCUGAACUCAGGCUGCGGCUCGGACUCAGGCGACUCAUUGCCUCCUUUGGAGUUUAUCAGUCGAGAUCGCUUGGAGACAUGUCAAAUCGGUCCUGGAGAUUUGGUCCAAUUGGUGAACCUCCAAAUGCAGGAGCUCAAUGGACAGCAAGGCUACGUCCUUCGACUGACGCCUGGAAGAACGGGUCAGAAAGAAGAACGCGUGGAGGUGAAAAUGCAAAGCGAUGGGAAGAUGCUCUCUGUGAAGAGGUCGAACGUGAAGCUCUCCUGUGAGGAGCCUCCAAAACGCCCAAAGCUGCGACUGGAACAGCUGCAGAGGGGUGACGAGGUCAUCGUGCAAGGCUUGACCACGGCUUUAGAGUACAAUGGACAGAGAGCUUUGGUGAUUGAGAGCACGGACCCUCGAGAUCGUGUCACUGUGGAACUCAAACAGUCUGGUCAGCGCAUGUCCUUGCGAAGGGACAAACUUCAAGUGGUGCACGAAGGGCGAAGUGACUCCGAGGGCGAAGGCGAUGGCCGCGAUCGAAGAGGCGACGUGGAGGACUUUUCGGAGAUGCCGCCCUUGCGAAGCAUUCGACAGCCACAGUCACGGAAGGUGAAGUCCCGCUUCCGGGUUGGCCAGAAGGUCUUCCUGGAUAUGAAGCAGAAACCGGAGUACCAUGGCCAGGCGGUUUUUGUGUUACCUUCAGAUCCUUUGAAAGUUUUAGAUGCCACCAUGGUGACUGUGCAACUGCCGACUGGCAAGCGCAUCACCACCAAAGAGGCACACCUCAGAGAAGAGGUGACACGGUGA